UGCAGAGGAGGAUUUUGUGCUUUGGAGAUCAGUCUUCCCAGGAUGUGUGUCCACAUUAGAGCACGUUAAACAAGGAAUACUUCAGCUGAAGAAUAUUUGUUUUUACUCUUACCCAGGCCGAGGCCUGUCUAAAAUUUGGAACGAUGUCCCAGUCCUGGUGUGGGCAAGUCAUGCUGCGAGUGGAACUGGGCAUACUGGUGGCAGUCUUGGUGGUCAGUGGCAUGGCGCAGAUUUAUGAUAGAAGGGAAGAAGGGUCAUCCUGCUAUGGAGGAUUUGAUCUUUACUUUGUUCUAGACAAGUCUGGCAGUGUGCAGCACUACUGGAAUGAGAUCUAUUAUUUUGUGGAUCAUCUUGCCCACAAGUUCAUCAGUCCUCAGCUGCGGAUGUCUUUUAUUGUGUUUUCCGCUGAGGGACGGAUCGUAAUGCCACUAACAGAGGACAGAGAUCAGAUUCGUGCUGGACUGGAGGAGCUGCGUAUGGUGCAGCCGGGUGGAGACACCUUUAUGCACAUAGGCUUUCAGAGAGCCAGUGAGCAAAUAUACUAUGGCACUGGGUAUGGCUACCGGACAGCCAGCGUCAUUAUCGCCCUGACGGAUGGAGAACUAAGAGAGAAUCAGUUCGACCUGGCGCAACGAGAGGCUGGCAGAGCACGACAACUCGGUGCCACUGUGUACUGUGUGGGGGUGAAAGACUUCAAUGAAACACAGCUUUCCACCAUAGCUGACAGUAAGGAUCAUGUCUUUCCUGUGACUGAUGGGUUUCAAGCUCUGCAAGGAGUCAUUGACUCAAUCUUAAAAAGAUCCUGCAUUGAGAUCCUGGCUGUAGAGCCCUCCAGUAUCUGUGAAGGAGAAAGCUUCCAAGUGACUGUCAGGGGAAAUGGUUUCCUUCACGCCAGAGACGUGCAGCAAGUCCUCUGCAGCUACCGCAUCAACGAGACAGUUACUCUCAUGAAAAGGCCUUUGGUGGUGAGAGAUACUUAUCUUUUGUGCCCAGCUCCAGUUCUGGAAAACUUUGGAAAGUCAGCCACUCUCCACGUCAGCAUGAAUAACGGCCUCAGUUUCAUAUCCAGCUCUGUCACGAUUACUGCCAUCACUUGUUCCGAUGGGACCUUUGUGGGGAUUGCAUUGCUCAUCCUGCUGCUCUUGUUCACCAUGGCUCUGCUGUGGUGGUUCUGGCCUCUCUGCUGCACUGUGGUUAUUCAUGAGCCACCUCCUCCAGUAAUAGAAGACAUCUCAGAUGAUGAAGAUGGUUUUCCAAAGAAGAGGUGGCCUACUGUGGAUGCAUCGUACUACGGUGGCCGUGGAGUUGGAGGAAUCAAGAGAAUGGAGGUUCGUUGGGGAGAUAAAGGCUCCACUGAAGAAGGAGCCAAACUAGAAAAAGCCAAAAAUGCUCGAGUUGUGAUGCCCGCUCAGGAGUAUGAUCCACCUCCACCACGGUUUUACUACUACACACACAAAACCAUCCCCACCCAGAAGUGGUACUCUCCCAUUAAGGGGAAACUGGAUGCUCUGUGUGUGCUGCUGAGAAGAGGCUACAACAGAGUUUCUGUGAUGCGACCUUAUCCUGGAGACAAGGGCCGGUGCAUCAACUUCACCCGGAGCCCGUCCUAUCCUCCUCCUCGCUACCCCAUCUACAACCACCCCUCCACGCCUGUCUACACGUUACCCCACAGGUAUCAGCUGCAUCUGUCUGAAGACUGCCAGGAGCUCCACCUGCCCCCAUCGCCAACUUCCACCCUGCCUCCUCUGCCAUCGACUCCACCCCCGUCCUCCACCAGCUCCUCCUCGUGCACGCCUCCUCCUAACAGAGACCUGCCCCCCACCAAUGCAAGACAAAUCUCUGCACCCCCAUCUCCAACAGGCUCCAUGCCACCUCCACCCCAUGGGCUGCCUCAUUGUAGAGCGCCUCCACCCUCACGGCCACCUCCCCGGCCCAGUCAUGAAUUCAACUGAAGAACUGAGUCUUGGGUCCAAACAUUUUACCUGCAAGACCUUUUCACUGUAUCUGAAAUUAUGUUUGCACACAAUAAGAAACACGGUGACUUUGUUUAAGGAUUGCAUACAAUAUGACGUGAAAUACAGUUUUUGUUCAGAAAGUGUAAAUAAUACAUGAGUUGUUCAAUUUUACUAAGUCUGCCUAUUGGAUUAAAGAAGUGAUUGAUGAAACAGGAGAUCAUUCACCAUUUAUUUGUUGUACAUGAUGUAAAUUAAAAGUUAUAAAGCAGCCAAAGCUUUUGCAACUGCUUAUUGAGCAAAUAAAUAUUUUUAAGGGCA
This is a messenger RNA of Girardinichthys multiradiatus, 2273 nucleotides long. RefSeq names its product anthrax toxin receptor 1-like. The transcript is spliced from 18 exons. Gene Ontology annotation, cellular component: membrane. The coding region runs from base 144 to 1952 and encodes 602 amino acids. Gene Ontology annotation, molecular function: signaling receptor activity. The record is from RefSeq and is a predicted model, not a curated record. NCBI's taxonomy places the organism in Eukaryota, Metazoa, Chordata, Actinopteri, Cyprinodontiformes, Goodeidae.